Messenger RNA from Bufo gargarizans (Asiatic toad), 1368 nucleotides. RefSeq names its product ribosomal protein L4 (gene RPL4). Gene Ontology annotation, molecular function: RNA binding; structural constituent of ribosome. Bases 98 to 1306 code for a protein of 402 amino acids. The record is from RefSeq and is a predicted model, not a curated record. NCBI's taxonomy places the organism in Eukaryota, Metazoa, Chordata, Amphibia, Anura, Bufonidae. Gene Ontology annotation, biological process: translation. The transcript has 10 exons. Gene Ontology annotation, cellular component: ribosome; cytosolic large ribosomal subunit.
CUCUCGCCGGCGGGAGGAUAUAGCUGUGCUGUGCUUUGUCUCCUCCCUUUUCUGUCUGUGGCCGCCAUCGAGCAGCAGCCAGGAGCCGGCGGUCAGCAUGGCCUGUGCUCGUCCUUUGAUAUCGGUGUACUCCGAGAAGGGGGAAGCUUCUGGCAAAAAUGUGACUCUGCCUGCAGUGUUCAGGGCCCCUAUACGCCCCGAUAUAGUCAACUUUGUCCACACCAACCUGCGCAAGAACAACAGGCAGCCGUACUCCGUCAGCGAACUUGCAGGUCACCAGACCAGUGCCGAAUCAUGGGGAACAGGCAGGGCAGUUGCCCGUAUUCCCCGUGUCCGUGGGGGUGGAACGCACCGCUCCGGUCAGGGUGCAUUUGGAAACAUGUGCCGUGGAGGACGUAUGUUUGCCCCCACCAAGACCUGGAGGCGCUGGCAUCGUAGAGUCAAUUUAACUCAGAAGAGAUAUGCAGUUUGCUCUGCACUGGCUGCUUCAGCCCUUCCUGCCCUUGUCUUCUCCAAAGGUCACCGUAUUGAGGAGGUCCCAGAGGUCCCCCUGGUUGUUGAAGAUAAAGUUGAAAGCUACAAGAAAACAAAGGAGGCAGUGCUGCUCCUGAAGAAAUUGAAAGCCUGGAAUGACAUCAAAAAGGUUUAUGCUUCCCAGCGUCUGCGUGCUGGUAAGGGUAAAAUGAGAAACCGCCGCCGCAUCCAGCGUAGAGGACCUUGUGUUAUCUACAAUGAAGACAAUGGCAUUGUUAAAGCCUUCAGAAAUAUCCCAGGAAUCACGCUCCUCGGUGUAAAGAAACUGAACCUUUUGAGGUUGGCUCCAGGUGGUCACGUUGGGCGGUUCUGCAUUUGGACCGAAAGUGCCAUCCGCAAGCUGGAUGCCCUCUAUGGCACGUGGCGCAAACCAGCUACCCUGAAGGCAGAUUACAACCUUCCCAUGCACAAAAUGACAAAUACCGAUCUGGGCAGAAUCCUGAAGAGUCAAGAGAUACAGAAGGCUUUACGUGCUCCAAUUAAGAAGGUGAAGCGCAGAGAACUCAAGAAGAACCCACUGAAGAACUUGAGAAUUAUGUUGAGGCUCAAUCCAUACGCAAAGACGGCAAAACGCAAUGCUAUCCUGCGCCAGGCUGAGAACAUUAAGAAAAAACAAGAUAGGCGGGCUGCAGUGGCAGCAAAAACUGCAGCAGCCACCAAGCCUGAGGAAGCCAAAUCUGAAGCAUCUGCCACCAAGCCUGCAGAAGUCAAAACUAAAGCAGCUACCAAGCCAGCAGCUAAAGCAAAAACUAAAGCAGCAAAGAAAGCCUAACUUUGACUUGCUGAAGUUCAGCACUUCGGAUUCCUUCUCAAUAAAUGCUGUUUACUAUUGAA